Salvelinus fontinalis (brook trout) is the source of this 4617-nucleotide messenger RNA. RefSeq lists its product as uncharacterized. NCBI's taxonomy places the organism in Eukaryota, Metazoa, Chordata, Actinopteri, Salmoniformes, Salmonidae. The transcript has 5 exons. Bases 495 to 1322 code for a protein of 275 amino acids. The record is from RefSeq and is a predicted model, not a curated record.
GAUAAUUAGAUGACAGAAUGUGAUAAUUAGAUGACAGAAUGUGAUAAUUAGAUGACAGAAUGUGAUAAUUAGAUUACAGAAUGUGUGUGUGAUGUUCCGGCAGAGACACAUAGGGCCUAUUACAUUUAGUCACAUGAUAAUGGAGUCAGAUUGAUAAAUACAUUUAGUUAUUCAUCAUAGUUCUAACUAACUACACUAUUUCAGAUGUUAACAUAUUUAACAAUGCUCAGUACAGUGUGUCUGCUUUUAACACAUCACUAAGGACUACCUUCAAUCAAACCUCCACAACACAAACCACCUAGUUUCUGAACAACCACAAGCUCUUCUAUAGAACAUGCUUUGUGGGGGAAGGGGAGUUUAGUAAGCCACGGUCUAUGUCCUACUCUGAGAGAGCACCUAUUUACUUCCUGAAAGGCAUACUAUUUGUAGUUUACCACCACACGGACUCAUCAUUUCGAUAGAGACAGGAAGUCUAACUUAAUCUAUAUUUUGAAAUGAAAACUCUGUUUCUGCUACACAUCUGUUGGCUGGAAAUCAUCACAGGAAUCAGGGCAGAACCUUCAGUGGACCAGUAUGGGUUGAAGGGGGGUUCAAUAUGUCUGGCUGUUGCAGAACCUGAGAUUCUCAAGGGACUUAAAUGGAAGACGGGCAGUGAUAUAAUAGUUGAUGAUAAAGAGAUCUCUCCUAAAUACAAGGAAAAGGUGGAUUAUAACUCUGUGAACCAUUCUCUGUGUAUAAAGAAUCUGUUGAAGACAGACAGUACAAUGUACACUGGAAGUGCAAUUAAUCAGAGAGACUGGACAUUUUCAACUAUCACAUACAGACUAAAAGUGCUGGAUCAUGUUCCCAAACCAGUCAUGGAUGUCACAUCUCUCUUCAACACAAGUGUGGGACUCUGUGACGUCACAGUGAACUGUUCAGUUAAAGAUGGCUGGAUAUUGUCUGUCUGUGACAGCGGUCAGUGUACACUGUCACAACAGUUAAUGUCUCUGUCUGGGGUCAACAUCAUCAUCUCCAAUGGCAACGGGACUAUCCAAUGCACCGGCAGCAACCACGUCAGCACACAGACCAUCUCUCAACCCAUGGAGGACAUAUGUAUUGGUGAGAAGGACGGCAAAGCUUCAGCAUUAUCAGUCAGGACCGUUGCUGUUCUAUCAGUGAUUGUCUGUGUUGGAUUGGCAGUUACCAUAAUGGCCAUCAUCAAGGUCCAGAGAUGGAUAUCCUCAAAAGAAGAUGAUUCAACUCAGCAGGUUGAACCACUGGGCCCUCCUGAGGUACAAACACUUUACAGCAAUGUGCAGAAACCAGGACAGCAACACUGAAUGGACUUCACCCAAUUGACCAGCAUUUUGUAUGGUAGACUGUAAUAUCAUGGGACAAAAAUGUAACACAUAUUUAAUUUAGUAUUAUCUGCAGUGUAUAUUUGCUUAAAGGGAGAGCCGUGUCGGGUCGACUUCCACAACAACUAAGAGCAUUGAAGCAUGAGGUUAAACUCUGCAUGUUCUGAUGUGAAGCACACCCUACACAUGAACAGAUACUCUGUGAGUUCAACGUCUUGCUCCGCGCUUAUCUACACAUUCUGUGGUUCAUUCUGCUGGUCGUGGCAACGUCAUAUCGCUAUGUCUCAGUUUAAAUGCAACUUGUGUUUUUUGAAUGUAGGGUCUGAUAGCUCUGCUAGACAACAUGUUUACCCAGCAGGGAACUCAUGUGUCCAGAAUGUAUCAUCUAUGAUCUAUCCAGGCUUCUCUGUGGUUUAAACAUUAUCAGGCCCACCGAUCAGUCCACAGCAAUGCACAUGUGUGUGUAAUGUAAGUAUGUUGAGCUCUUUGAUGAGGAGAAAUAUUCCCGCCAUGUUGAUUGAAUGUUAGAGCACUAGAAACAAGGACAUAUUUUCAUAAUAUUCAGGGCAUUCGGAAAGUUUUCAGACCCCUUGACUUUUUCUACAUUUUGUUACGUUAUUCUAAAAUAGAUUAAAUUAUUUUUUUCGUCAACAAUCUACGCACAAUACCCCAUAAUGACAAAGUUAGACAUUUUUGCAAAUGUAUUAAAAAACUGAAAUAUCUUAUUUAAAUAAGUAUUCAGACCCUUUUCUAUGAGACUUGAAAUUGAGCUCAGGUGAAUCCUGUUUCCAUUGAUCAUGUAGAUGUUUCUCCAACUGGAUUGGUGUCCACUUGUGGUAAAUUAAAUUGAUUGGACAUGAUUUGGAAAGGCACACCUGUAUAUUUAAGGUCCCACAUUUGACAGUGCAUGUAAGAGCAAAAUCCAAGCAAUGAGAUCAAAGGAAUUGUCUGUAGAGCUCAGAAACAGGAUCGUGUCAAGGCACAGAUCUGGGGAAGGGUACCAAAAAAUGUCUGCAGCAUUAAUGGUCCCCAAGAACACAGUGAACUCCAUGAUUCUUAAAUGGAAGAAGUUUGGAACAACAAACACUCUUCCUAGAGAUGGUCGCCCGGCCAAACACAGCAAUCGGGGGAGAUGUGCCUUGGUCAGGGAUGUGACCAAGAACCUGAUGGUCACUCUAACAGAGCUCCAGAGUUUAUCUUUGGAGAAGGGAGAACCUUCCAGAAGGAACAACUAUCUCUGCAGCACUCCACCAAUCAGGCCUUUAUGGUAGAGUGGCCAGACGGAAGCCACUCCUCAGUAAAAGGCACAUGACAGCCUGCUUGGAGUUAGCCAAAAGGCACAGAAAGGACUCUCAGACCAUGAGAAACAAGAUUAUCUGGUCUGAUGAAACCAAGAUUGAACUCUUUGGCCUGAAUGCCAAGCAUCACGUCUGGAGGAAACCUGGCACCAUCCCUACGGUGAAGCAUGGUGUUGGCAGCAUCAUGCUGUGGGAAUGUUUUUCAGCGGCAUGGGCUGGGAGACUAGUCAGGAUUGAGGCAAAGAUGAACGGAGUAAAGUACAGAGAUAUCGCUGAUGACAACCUGCUCCAGUGCGCUCAGGACCUCAGACUGGGGUGAAGAUCUAACAUCUCUGGAGAGACCUGAAAAUGGCUGUGCAGCGAUGCUCCCCAUCCAACCUGACAGAGCUUGAGAGGAUCUGCAGAGAAGAAUGGUAAAAAAUUACCAAAUGCAAGUGUUUUAAGCUUGUAGCGUCAAACCCAAGAAGUCACUUUACAAGUUACCUUGACUAACGUGUAACCCUGGACAUUGACUCGGUACUGGUACCCCCUGUAUAUAGCCUUGUGAUUGUUAUGUCAUUUUCUUGGGUUAUUUUUUUAAAUUUAGUAAAUCUUUUCUCAACUCUAUUUCUUGAACUGCAUUGUUGGUUAAGCAUUUCACGGUAAGGUCUGUUGUUUUCGGCCCAUGUGACAAAUUCAUAUUGAUUUGACCUGAGGCUGUAAUCACUGCCUAAGAUGCUUCAACAAAGUACUGGGUAAAGGGUCUGAAUACUUUUGUAUAUGUGAUAUUUCAGUUUUUAAAACUAUUUGAUCAAUUUUAGAAUAAGGCUGUGACGUAACAAAAUGUGGGGUCUGAAUACUUUCCGAAUGCACCGUAUGCUCAAAACAAUAUCUGGGGGGAAUACAAUAAACAUUUAGCUGAAAACUGGAUUCUUGAUGGAGUACACUUGAUACCUGUUAGUCUAGCAGACCCUGUUGUUCAUCUAAGAUCAAUAAUACAGCUAGUCUACCAGACCCUGUUGUUCAUCUAGGAUUAAUACAGCUAGUCUACCAGACCCUGUUGUUCAUCUCAGAUUAAUAUUUCAGCUAGUCUACCAGACCCUGUUGUUCAUCUAAGAUGGAUAAUACAGCUGGUCUACCAGACCCUGUUGUUCAUCUAAGAUGGAUAAUACAGCUGGUCUACCAGACCCUGUUGUUCAUCUAAGAUGGAUAAUACAGCUGGUCUACCAGACCCUGUUGUUCAUCUAAGAUGGAUAAUACAGCUGGUCUACCAGACCCUGUUGUUCAUCUCAGAUUAAUACAGUUAGUCUACCAGACCCUGUUGUUCAUCUCAGAUUAAUAUUACAGCUAGUCUACCAGACCCUGUUGUUCAUCUAAGAUGGAUAAUACAGCUGGUCUACCAGACCCUGUUGUUCAUCUCAGAUUAAUACAGCUGGUCUACCAGACCCUGUUGUUCAUCUAAGAUGGAUAAUACAGCUGGUCUACCAGACCCUGUUGUUCAUCUCAGAUUAAUACAGCUGGUCUACCAGACCCUGUUGUUCAUCUCAGAUUAAUAAUACAGCUAGUCUACCAGACCCUGUUGUUCAUCUAGGAUUAAUACAGCUAGUCUACCAGACCCUGUUGUUCAUCUCAGAUUAAUAAUACAGCUAGUCUACCAGACCCUGUUGUUCAUCUCAGAUUAAUAAUACAGCUAGUCUACCAGACCCUGUUGUUCAUCUCAGAUUAAUAAUACAGCUAGUCUACCAGACCCUGUUGUUCAUCUAGGAUUAAUAAUACAGCUGGUCUACCAGACCCUGUUGUUCAUCUCAGAUUAAUAAUACAGCUGGUCUACCAGACCCUGUUGUUCAUCUCAGAUUAAUAAUACAGCUAGUCUACCAGACGCUGUUGUUCAUCUCAGAUUAAUAAUACAGCUAGUCUACCAGACCCUGUUGUUCAUCUAGGAUUAAUACAGCUAGUCUACCAGACCCUGUUGUUCAUCUCAGAUUAAUAAUACAGCUAGU